Molecule: messenger RNA, 849 nt
Organism: Trametes versicolor FP-101664 SS1
Lineage: Eukaryota; Fungi; Basidiomycota; Agaricomycetes; Polyporales; Polyporaceae
Exons: 3
Coding region: 1-849 (282 amino acids)
Molecular function (GO): DNA binding
Source: RefSeq, a predicted model, not a curated record
AUGUUCUACGCCCCUGCACAGGAUGUCCAGCGGCCCACCCAUCCACGCCUCCACGUCCGCGACGCGCGAGACGCACACAUCGUUUUCGAGGCCGUGCGCAAAGGAUUGCUCAAGCCGGUCUUCCGGCGGUUAAACGAGUUGGAGAGGUCCAACUACAUCCAGUCCGGCUCGCUCUUCGUUUGGGAGGAGAGCGAUGACGAGAUGGGCCUAAAACGAUGGACAGACGGCCGCGUCUGGAGCCAGUCUCGAAUGCGCGAGCCCUACCUGUUCUACGACGAGAAGCUCGCGACCGACGAGCCACCUUCCGAGCCAAAAACGAAGUGCACAUACCGCUUCGUCGAGGGCCCGUCGCGGACGUGGACGUCCUCCGCACAGUCGCACUACGAGCGCAGCGACCACCACCCCUUGGGGCUCGUCAAACAAGCGUACUCGGCGUUUGUCUUCACGUCUGUCAACGCGAAGCCGCGCAAGUGGCACCUCACCGCGUACUUCACCUACGCGGAUCUCCCCAGUAUACCCACCGUCGACCAGGACCCGCUCCUCCGCACCGUCGCGGUCCCACCGGGCGUGUACAAGAGCGGGAAGGCGCGCUCGCGGAACUCGGACGCGUCGACGUCCGGGAUCCCCUCGCCGCCGUCGACGCCAUCACCAGGAAGCUCGGGGUCGCGCCCGUCUUCGCCGAUGCAGACCUCCCCACGAGCGAAAAAGGAUGGAGUCGUGCUCCCGUCCCUCCAAUCCGCGAUCGCGCAUACCCCGAUGGGCUUCGCAAACUCACAUCACCUCACACGGCCGCGGAUGGCGGAGGACCAGCGGAUGAUACAGAUGUUGAACUCGCGUCCAAUCCUGUAG